AGGCGCGAUGGGUGGGGAGGCAGAAACAAACUCCGUGACGUCACGCAUCACCGAGCCGAAAAUUUAGUGAGAGCGAGCGAGACGGCAAGAUUUGCCGCAUGGCAAGUGACUACACGGUGGGGAGAAAGCAAUGUGAGCACGGAUAAACAGUCAAGUUUUCGAUGUGGCAGAGAACGGUUGAUUUUAUGUUACGAGAAAUGAACUGACAAGUUCAGAACCUUAACUUCGAUUUCACUUCGUCAGUCUUGUUUGUUCGAGUUCUGUUUAUGUGAAAUUUUUACAAGUGUAUUUUUUUUCGAAUUGUUUUUUUUGUGAUUCAUCAUGUUGACGUCUGCAGGCAAUCAGUAUCUCAGACCGGAGUAUUUAACACCUCUUCCAACCACGUUGGACGCAAAGAAAAGUCCCUUGGCUCUCCUCGCCCAAACAUGCAGCCAAAUUGGCGCCGACGCUCCCAACUCCAAGCUCAUCCAAAGCGCCGAGAAAUCGAGCAAAAGCAGCAAGUCCGAAACCUCCAAGGAGAAAUCCAACAAUUCAACCAACUCAGACAAUCACCACAAGCUCAGUUUCAAAUCUUACGAUGGCUCCUACCCAUCCAGAGAAAAAUCCAGGUCUCCAGAAGAUAGAUCCAGCACAGCCUCCAGCGGCAGUAGGGUUAGGACACCUGUAGCCUCCAAGAACGGUAGCAACCGUUGUGCCAGUACCAACAGCGCGUCAUCUCCAAGACCUCCUUCAUCUACAGACCGAAAAACACCAGCUAGCGAAGCUCAGAAUGGUAGCGAUAGGAAUUCCGCGUCCCCAGAGAAAGAAAGUGAAAGAUGCAGUCCUAGAACACCCUCUUCGAGUGCUUCAAAAACCGCCUUCACUCCCAACAUCUUGACUUCUUCGUCUGACCCUUCCAUCAAGGACCUUCCACUUGGCACCUUCAAACCUGGAGUGCCUGUAUCCUCGUCUUAUCUAUCGGGAUACCCAGCAGGUUUUCCAGGAAUCCCCGGAAUACCCAUGGAUUUCAUGACCAGCAGCUUCAUGUCUCACCACCACGCAAUGAAAAACAGUGGCUUGAAUCCUUAUCUAGGGUAUGGAAGACUCAAAACUGCCGAUUCAGUGUGUCGCGAUCCUUACUGUACAGGGUGUGGCGUAAACUCGCACCUACUGACUCCGUCUAGUGUUGGAAGUGUUAAAACUGGUGUUUGUCCCGCUGGUUGUGCCCAAUGUGAUCAUGCCAAAGUGCCAACAUCAUCUGCGUAUCUUGGACAUAGUCAAGCAGCCGCGGCUUAUGCUCAUGCCCAGCUGGCUGCUUUGGCAGCAGCUUCACAUCUACCCUAUGUGUGUAAUUGGAUAUCUGGUGAUGCUGCUUAUUGUGGGAAAAGGUUUUCCAGUUCCGAAGAACUCUUAGCUCACCUCAGGACUCAUACAAGUGUCAACUCGGUUAGUGAAGCAAGCAGUGCGUUGUCCAUGUUGAGCAAUUCAGGGAUUCCUCCCUCUCAUCCCCUGUUUCACAGGACCUAUCCUACGCCUCCUCUUAGUCCUUUGGCCACAGCGAGAUUCCAUCCUUACUCGAAACCUCCACUACUACCACCAUCUUUAACAACUUCUCCUCUAUCUAGUUUUCCUUUGUCACACCCUGGUUUUCCACCAUACCUAUCACCGUAUUCUCUGUAUGGCCCUAGAUUAGGUUCGUCUCCAAGUAUGCACCCCUAAACUUAGGCGUCCAAAGGUACUAGAGAAGCCAAAUAAAUGCUGUGUUAAUGUAGACUUUUAAUUCCUAGUCUAUUCGAAACAUUGUGUGACCACGACUUUAGAUAUGUGGACUUGUAUGUGUGAUAUUAUGUAUAACAACAGAGGACUCGCUGAACUCUCUAUGCUCCCGGAAGAUGGAGCUGUAACUAAGAUUGAUAAUGGUUUUUUUACUCGGAUCUCAUAUUCUUGUCACUUAUCGAACUAAGCUAAAAAUGAGGAUUUCUAUUAAAUUGUAUGAUCAUUCGACAAGUGCCCGAUCAAAAUUGGAAUUUUUAUUGUAUAUAUUAUAUUUAUUUUGAAUAUUUUUAUAAGUCGGGCGUUUGACGAUGAUCAUCACAUAUAUCGACCAUUAUCUUUCCGCUGUAGUUUUGAAUUUUUUUUGUGAGCUGGCUCAUUUUGGGCCAGUAAAUUCACUUGGCUCGUGAUGUUGAUAUUGGACUGUUUUGAACUCAUGUAAUAUAACUGUCCGUAUUCGAGUUGUUCUUUGUAAAUAUAUUUCCUAAUCAUAUCAUAUAUUGUACCUAUUGUAACUGAAUGAAGAAAAUGACUAUUUUUAUUGUUAAUGACUUCGCAAAUGUGUUAAUUUUAUUUCUUUAUUUGGAAAAUAUUAAAUAUUCUUCGAAUUGAAA
Harmonia axyridis is the source of this 2366-nucleotide messenger RNA. RefSeq names its product zinc finger protein Elbow. Lineage: Eukaryota; Metazoa; Arthropoda; Insecta; Coleoptera; Coccinellidae. Gene Ontology annotation, biological process: negative regulation of DNA-templated transcription. The transcript is spliced from 2 exons. Gene Ontology annotation, cellular component: nucleus. Bases 322 to 1698 code for a protein of 458 amino acids. The record is from RefSeq and is a predicted model, not a curated record.